Molecule: messenger RNA, 3957 nt
Organism: Toxorhynchites rutilus septentrionalis
Lineage: Eukaryota; Metazoa; Arthropoda; Insecta; Diptera; Culicidae
Exons: 1
Coding region: 1-3957 (1318 amino acids)
Biological process (GO): DNA integration
Molecular function (GO): zinc ion binding; nucleic acid binding
Source: RefSeq, a predicted model, not a curated record
AUGGAACCAGUAAAUUCAGGCUUACCGAGGUUUGAUCCGAGCGACACCUCCACCGUUUCAAACCGAUGGAAGAAGUGGAAGCGGUGUUUUGAGAUAUUCUUGGAGGUAAACAAUGUUACCAUAGCAGAGCGAAAACGUUCAUAUUUACUACACUACGCCGGCAGCGACGUGCAAGAUAUUUAUUUCAAUCUGAAAGGAGAAGAUGAGAUACAAGUUCCGAACGGGUCGGAUAUUUACAAAGAAGCAAUUAAACUACUGGAUGAUUACUUUUUGCCGCUGAAAUGUUUACCAAGAGAGCGACAUAUUUUUAGAAAUCUGGAACAAGCGGCGGAUGAAUCAUUCGAGAAAUUUGUACUACGCUUACGUGAACAAGGAAAUUUGUGCGAGUAUGGAGAGUGGCUAGAAGAAAACAUCAAGGAGCAAAUUUUCGAGCGAGGACACUCUGACGAAUUGAGAGCCAAGAUCUUAACGAAAGGUAACAUGACGCUUGCACAGACAGUAGAGAUGGGUCGUUCACUUGAGACCAUCGCUAAGCAUCGACGAAAUCUACAGAAGCAUGAAGAGGUAAAUCGCAUUUCUAGCUCGAGGGAAUGUUAUCGGUGUGGCCGCCAGGGCCAUUACGCAAACGACGAAGACUGUCCGGCACGUGACAAGAAGUGUGAAAAAUGUAAUCUACUGGGACAUUUUAAACGAUGUUGCAAAACUAAGCCGAAAAAUUCACGCAAGAACAAAGAAGGUGGAAAGAAAAAAGUACGUCAAAUCGUGAGCGAUAAUUCAGACACUGAGGAAGAGGAAUGUCGAGAUUCAACAUCUGAAGAUGGAAAUAACGUCAACUUUGUGUUUGCAACCAAUCCGGACCAAAAUGAAAUGGUUAAAUGUAAGAUCGGAGGAGUAAAAUUGAAUUGGACGAUCGAUUCCGGAGCAGGAGUUAACGUUAUUAGCAGUGAAACAUGGAAGUACCUGAAGGAUCAUGAAGUGAAGGUUCAUUACCAUACCGGUCAUGUUUCGAAAACAUUAUUAGCUUACGGGAAUAAUAAACUAUCGGUAAAAGGGAUGUUUGUUGCAGAAAUUGCCACCAAGAAGUCAUCGAUAAGAGACAAGGUGUAUGUCGUCCGCGAAGGCGGCAAUAACUUACUGGGACGGAAGACUGCAAUGGAACUGGGUAUCCUUAAAAUAGACACAUCUAUUUGUGCGGUUCAGUCGAGUGAAGAAAAGAUCGGGAAGGUGAAGGAUGUCCUCGUCACCGUGCAGGUGGACCCAACAGUCAAACCAGUUCAACACACACAAAGUCGUGUUCCGAUUCCUCUGCAACCGAAAGUUGAGAGAGAAAUAGAGAAGUUAUUGAAGCAGGAUAUAAUUGAACCAGCGCCACGAGAUUCGCCGUGGAUAUCUCGUCUGGUAGUUCGACCAAAAUCCGGCACCAUAGACGAAGUUCGCUUGUGUGUUGAUAUGCGUGAGGCGAACAAAGCGAUUAUUCCACAGCAUCACCCAUUACCCACAUUUGAUGACAUAAUUCCACAUUUGAACAAUUGCAAAAUUUUCUCUAAGAUCGAUCUUAACAAGGCGUUUCAUCAGAUUGAACUUGCAGAGGAGUCCCGUGCAAUAACAACGUUCGCUUCACACAACGGGUACUACAGGUACAAACGCCUCACUUUCGGCAUGAAUUGUGCGUCGGAGGUGUUCCAAAAUGUGAUUGAGCGAGUUCUAGCCGGAAUACCCGGAGUGAAAGUCUUUAUAGAUGACAUUCUGGUGUACGGUAAAAAUCAAGAACAGCAUGACAAAGCUCUUUCCAUGGUCUUGAAUCGCUUGAAGGAGUAUGGAAUUACAAUAAAUGAACGAAAAUGUGAAUUUGGACGAACCCAAGUAACGUUUAUGGGACAUAAUCUGAAUGGAAAAGGAAUUAGCCCAUCGGAGGAAAAGGUCGACUCCAUUCGUCGAUUUCGCAAUCCUGAGAAUGUAGAAGAAGUGCGCAGCUUUCUCGGAUUAGUGAAUUACCUAGGUAAAUUCAUUCCGAAUCUUUCUACGUUGACCGCGCCGUUGAGAGAGCUGCUUCACAAAAAUAUACGGUUCAAAUGGUGCAAUAAACACACUGAGGCAUUCGAAAAAGUGAAGAAGGAGCUGGCAGACCCGAGGAACCUGGGUUAUUAUUCGCCGUAUGAUGAAACAAUUCUGAUAGCCGACGCAAGUCCUGUAGGACUGGGAGCAGUUUUGCUUCAGAUUAAGGAAGGAAAGAAAAGACCAGUGUGCUACAUCAGUAAAGGAUUGUCAUCGGCGGAAAGAGGCUACGCUCAAAACGAAAGAGAGGCCUUAGCGCUAGUUUGGGCGGUGGAGAGAUUGGAGCCAUACCUCCGUGGAUUAACAUUUAAGUUAGUAACCGAUCACGAACCUUUGAAAGUAAUUUUCAAUUCAAAGCGGAAGCAGUGCUCGAGGAUUGAGCGGUGGGCCCUAAGACUGCAAUCAUUCCGUUUUCAAAUUGUCCAUAUUCCAGGGAAAGCCAAUAUUGCGGAUCCUCUAUCAAGACUUCCGAAAUUUCGAGAAUGUACUACAUAUGAUGGAAAGGGAGAAUCUCAACUACUUGCUGUGUUGGAAAUAUCAAGGCCGGUGGCGCUUUCGUUGAACGAAAUCAUUAAGGAAACGGUGAAGGACGUACAAUUAACUGCAGUAAAGGAAGCGCUUCGUAUUGACAGAUGGAGUGAGGAUCUGAAGAAAUAUCAUCCUUUUCGUGAGGAAUUGAGUGAAAUGAACGGAAUAAUAAUUCGAAGUGACCGAAUAGUGGUGCCAGUCAAUCUCCGACAGCGUGUGCUGAACCUUGCACACAUAGGACAUCCGGGAAUCGAAAGGACAAAACAACGCCUCCGCAGCAAAGUGUGGUGGCCGAACGUAGACAAGGACGCAGAAAAGAUGGUAAAAUCUUGUCUGGAUUGCCAGUUGGUGACAGGAACAAUAACACCAGAACCUAUGAAUAUUCGCGAACUUCCUCAACAGCCAUGGUACGUGUUGGCAAUGGACAUAUUAGGCCCGCUGCCAUCCGGCGACUCGAUCCUCGUUUUGAUUGAUUUGUACAGUCGAUUCCGUAUCAUAGAUGUACUUCGAUCAACAACAACUGAUGAUAUAUUAAAUCGACUGGGCCAUACAUUCAUGAGAAUGGGAAUUCCAGCAGUAUUGAUUACCGACAACGCUCGUAACUUCACCAGUCAGAAGAUGGAAGAUUUUUGUAAAGUUCAUGGCAUCCAGCUUAAGCAUACUACUCCAUAUUGGCCACAGGCCAAUGGAGAGGUAGAGAGACAAAAUCGCACCAUUCUGAAGACAUUGAGAAUAUCUGCGCUAAAUGGAACUGACUGGAAAAGGAAUUUGGAGGAGGCAAACUAUGUUUAUUCCCUAACAAGACAUCCGGCAACUGGACGCUCACCAGCAGAAAUUGCGUUGGGCAGAAGAUUCCGAGAUUGGAUUCCACAGAUUCCGGAAUUAAUUCACGAGGAUGAAGAGAUCAGAGACUGUGACAAAAUUUAUAAGAGCAACUCUAAGAAAUAUUUCGACUCUCAUCAUAAAACGAACAAGGUGGAUCUUCAACAUCAAGAUAUAGUUCUAAUGCGUAACCUGUUACCACAAAAUAAACUUUCGCCAAUGUUUCACGCUAAUCCUGCUAAAGUGAUUGAAAGGCAGGGUAACAGUGUGUUGGUGGAAACAGGAGAUGGUAGAAAAUAUCGCAGGAAUUCCGCUCAUCUCAAGAAACUACAACAAAGCCAGGAUAGUUUCGCUGGCCAGCAACAUACAACCGUUGAGGAAUCCGAUGUCGCUGAGAGUAACGUGGAUUGGGGCACCCCAUUUCCAUCAUCGCAUCAGACUUCCAGCACACCUAUCGUCAACGAUGAGAGGUCACAACGUGAAGGCACACUAGAGAGACCGAGGCGGGAGGCUAGACGUCCUCUGCGGUACGAUGACUUUGAACUAGAGUGA